CACAGCGGCCCUAUCUGGUUAUUCUGUAACUGUCAUAACGAGCGCUGGCACAACGUACACUGUCCACACUGCCUAGGUUUCAAGCAAUGGAUACCACCACCAAAAUUCCGGGAUUGACCCUGAAGCGCUGCCGCCCUACACCUGAAUGGGAAUGCACGGCUUGCACGGUCCGUAUCACCAGGGCGGACAAAGCCAAAAGGCACGUCAGGUCUUGCAAGAUGCAAGGUAGCACCCUGCUGCUUCAGCCCCAGCCUCCCCCUGCGGCUCCUGCCCACGUUGCUGCUGCCGCCGCUCCUGAUGAGCAACCAUUCGAAGCCCUCGACCAGCCCCUUCCCGACCAACACAUGGAACUCGACCCGCCAGCUGGCUUGCCUGAGCCCGCUGCUGAGGGCUCUCCAAGGCUAACCGAGGCACAGCAGGACGCUAUGCUUGCCAUCUUCCAUGUAGAGGACGACAAUGAUAUGGCAGGUGGCGAAGCUUAUCCGCCUGGGGAUGACAUGGAGCCGAGUGAGAAUGGAUACCCGGCGGACCCUGACGAUCCAGUUAACAUCUAUGCGGAAAUACUUAGCGCCUAUGCCGACGUUCUGGAAGGAGGGGCAGCCGACUCACCCAAUAACGACGUGGGCAUGGUCGAAGAGGCCGCCGAGCACCCUGCCAACAUCCGCAGCUGUGGCUGUGGGUGCGACAUGCCGUAUCUGACACCAGGGACAAGACCGUACUUUGAGGCCCAUCUGGAUAAGCCGCUUUGGGUAGUUAGGCACCCGUUCAGCGGCGAGGUUCUCGUGCAAUGCACCCACACCCUUCGACAGAAAUUGAACGGCCUAAUGGGCCACAUACAAGAGCACGGGCCCAGGCGGGAACAGCUGGAAUCCCAGCUGCGAUUAGAGUCCUGUAGUUUGCCCCCUGGCAACACACUGCCCACGUCCCUCUACAUGAUCACUGAGCUCUCCGGUGCCCCCCGCUGGAAGGAGUACGAAUACCAUGUCUGCAGUGAUGAGCGCUGCACCGGCCACCUGUUCGGGAAGCCACCCAACGAUGGAAGCGCGCAGGAAAUGGAGUGCCCCCACUGCGGCAAGCCGCGUUACAAG
This is a messenger RNA of Astrephomene gubernaculifera, 1088 nucleotides long. The record is from the annotation of a GenBank genome assembly. Lineage: Eukaryota; Viridiplantae; Chlorophyta; Chlorophyceae; Chlamydomonadales; Astrephomenaceae.